AUGACAUAUUUAUCUAUUCUGGAUUUGGCAAAUAAUAAGUUCUCAGGUAAAAUUUCCCCCACUUUGGGCAGUUUGUAUAAGCUUGAAGUAUUACACUUGCGCAACAAUAAUUUCAUUGAUGAAUUGCCUUCAACUUUGAGGAAUGGCACGAGACUGAGAAUGCUUGAUGUGGGAGGAAACAAGUUAACAUGUAAUAUUCCAACAUGGAUAGGAACACAUUUAACAAGUUUAACAGUUAAUAGCCUUCGACGAAACGAAUUUGAUGGAGUCAUGCCUUCAACAAUUUGUCGCCUUGCCAAUAUCCAUGUCUUGGACCUUUCUAGAAACAUUAUUUCAGGAAGAAUAUCCCGGUAUUUAAACAAUAUUACUGCUUUGGUUCAGAAGAACAGUUCAAUUGAAUAUGGACAAGAUUCAGAAUACAAAACACUAGGACUUUUGAAUGGCAUUGAUCUUUCUGGAAAUAAGCUUUUUGGACCUAUUCCUCAAGAGUUUUCUGCUUUAAGGGGUUUAGUUUUCUUGAACUUAUCUAGAAAUCAUUUGACUGGAAAUAUCAUUUCAAACAUUGGUCAAAUGGAGAUGUUAGAAUGCCUUGACUUGUCUCGAAACCAGCUUUCAGGGAAGAUACCAAACAUCCUUGUACAUCGUAAUUUUCUCGGUGUUUUGGAUUUAUCAUACAAUAAUUUGACGGGAAAGAUUCCUUUGGGCACUCAACUACAAAGCUUCAACUCCUCUAUGUAUGCUGGUAAUAGCCAACUCUGUGGAAAGCCUCUGAUGGAGUGUCCUAAAGAUAUUUCUAAUAGCUAUGUGACUGAUCACGGAAAGGGAAAUAUUUUUGAAGAAGAUGACAGGUUUAUAAUUCGUGAUUUUUACAUUUGCAUGGUAUUUGGUUUCAUUACUGGAUUCUGGGUAGUUGUUAUAACUCUAUUCCUCAAGCAUUCUUGGAGACAUUCCUACUUCAACUUUUGGAAUAACGUUUCAAACUGGAUGUACGUGACAACAACCAUCUAUAUGAUAAGAUUCAAGAGAAAAUUUCAGACGUAA
This is a messenger RNA of Olea europaea var. sylvestris, 1041 nucleotides long. Its product is annotated as LRR receptor-like serine/threonine-protein kinase ERECTA. The transcript is spliced from 2 exons. The coding region runs from base 1 to 1041 and encodes 346 amino acids. Lineage: Eukaryota; Viridiplantae; Streptophyta; Magnoliopsida; Lamiales; Oleaceae. Gene Ontology annotation, molecular function: protein binding. The record is from RefSeq and is a predicted model, not a curated record.